Spea bombifrons (plains spadefoot toad) is the source of this 848-nucleotide messenger RNA. RefSeq names its product ferritin heavy chain A. The coding region runs from base 126 to 656 and encodes 176 amino acids. Gene Ontology annotation, biological process: intracellular iron ion homeostasis; iron ion transport. The transcript has 4 exons. The record is from RefSeq and is a predicted model, not a curated record. Gene Ontology annotation, cellular component: cytoplasm. Gene Ontology annotation, molecular function: ferric iron binding; ferrous iron binding. Lineage: Eukaryota; Metazoa; Chordata; Amphibia; Anura; Pelobatidae.
CUCUGAGUGGAGUUCUUGCUUCAACAGUGUUUGAACGGAACCCCUCUGAGUCCUUCGCUCUUUUUGAACUUUUUUUUUUUUACUAAAUCUUUUUUGCGCCACCCGAAAACCACCGAAACUCCGCAAUGGAAUCCCAGGUGCGCCAGAACUUCCACCGCGACUGCGAGGCUGCCAUCAACCGCAUGGUGAACAUGGAGCUGUAUGCGUCCUACGUGUACCUGUCCAUGUCCUACUACUUUGACCGCGAUGACGUGGCCCUUCACAACGUGGCAAAGUACUUCAAGGAGCAAAGUCACGAGGAGCGGGAGCAUGCAGAGAAGCUGCUGAAAUAUCAGAACAAGCGUGGGGGUCGUGCGGUCCUUCAGGAUGUGAAGAAACCAGAGCGCGACGAAUGGACCAACACCCUAGAAGCCAUGCAGGCGGCUCUGCAGCUGGAGAAGACCGUGAACCAGGCUCUUCUGGACCUGCACAAGCUGGCAUCUGACAAGAUCGAUCCUCAUCUGUGUGACUUCUUGGAGUCCGAAUACCUGGAAGAACAAGUCAAGGCCAUCAAGCAGCUUGGAGACUACAUCACCAACCUGAAGCGCCUUGGGGUGCCCCAGAACGGCAUGGGCGAGUACCUGUUCGACAAGCACACCUUGGGAGAAAGCAGUUAAAUCUCCUCCAAGGAAGAUCAAGCCAGUCUACUGAACGCAUGAAUCCUCUCUAUUAUCUGUGUCUCUCACCGAAGCCUAGACUUUCCUCCUGGGUGUGAUGAAGACUUGCGUGUUUUCUGUAAUGUUCUAAAACAUGCAGUAGCUGCUGUGCUUGUCAACAAGUUUCCAAUUAAAGAUUUUUCAGCAUUCCAA